UUCCCCCUUUUCCACUCCGAUCAAUCAAAGCAAUAGAAAACCAGGAGCGAGCUUCAGUGCUGGGGAAGAGAGAGAGAGAGAGAAAAAAAAAACUGAUACUGGGGUUUCGAACCUUGUAGAAGUGGUGUGUAUUAGUGAUUAAAGUGUACAAAAGAGAGAGAGAGUGAGUGAGAGAGAAAGAAAGAGAGAGAGAGAGAUGGAAGAGCGGAGGGGGUAGCUCGGCUUUGCGCGUUGGAAGGUUUCCUGGCAACUCCCGAGGAAGAAAGGAAAGAAAGGAAAGAAGGACGGAAGAGAGGAAAAGUCGGGCUUGUUUUCAGGAGCGGAGUGAAGGAGAAGCGGCCCCGGGUGUCGGAGGGGCCCUGAUGCCCACCGUGCCCUCUCUCUCCCCGGCUCUCUGCCAUGGGGGAAACUAAAGUCAUCUACCAUCUGGACGAGCAGGAGACUCCGUACCUGGUGAAGAUCUCCGUCCCCGCCGACUCGGUCACCCUCUCCGACCUGAAACAUGCGCUGAAAAAAAGCAGCCAUAAGUUCUUCUUCAAGUCCAUGGACGCGGACUUCGGGGUGGUCAAGGAGGAAAUCACGGACGACAACGCCAAACUGCCCUGUUAUAAUGGCCGUGUGGUGUGCUGGCUGGUGUCGGCUGACGGCUCGCACUCGGACGGAUGCUCGGUGGCGGAGAGCCAGUCGGAGCGCCCGCCGUCGGGGGAGAGACCUCAGGGCAUCGGAGACUCCAGACCGCCGUCCUUUCAUCCUAAAGCUGCAGGCAGCCGACACGGUGUGGACGAUGAGACGGAGACGGACUCGGUGGUGUCACACCGGAGGGACAGAGACCGGAUGCGCAGGAAACACUCGCAUGAGCAUUCAGGCGCGAGGAUGAACGGUUACUCCCGCGUGGGCAGAGGGAUGGAGCUCGGGGGGUUUGACGUCUGUGACAGCCGCUCGUCCCUCAUGAGCAGUGAGCUGGAGUCCAGCAGCUGCUUCGACUCGGACGACGACGGAUCCACCAGCCGUUUCAGCAGCGUGACUGAACAGAGCGGCUCGUCACGCAUGAUGAGGCGACACCGGCGCCGGAGACGGAAACCCAAACCCCAUCACAUGGAGAGGUCGUCGUCUUUCAGCAGCAUCACCGACUCCACCAUGUCCCUGAACAUCAUCACCGUCACGCUGAACAUGGAAAAGUACAACUUCCUGGGCAUCAGCAUCGUAGGGCAGAGUAACGAGCGAGGAGACGGCGGCAUCUACAUCGGCUCCAUCAUGAAGGGCGGGGCCGUGGCAGCUGACGGCCGGAUCGAGCCGGGUGACAUGCUGCUGCAGGUGAACGAUAUAAACUUUGAGAACAUGUGCAACGAUGAUGCAGUGAGGGUGUUGAGGGACAUCGUGCACAAACCAGGACCUGUUUCUUUGACGGUGGCCAAGUGCUGGGAUCCAAACCCUAACAACUGCUUCACUCCUAGAAGUGAGCCCAUUCGUCCGAUCGACCCUGCAGCCUGGGUGUCUCACACGGCGGCCAUGACGGGGAUCUACCCUCCCUACGGCAUGAGCCCCUCCAUGAGCACGGUCACCUCCACCAGCUCCUCCAUCUCCAGCUCCAUCCCCGAGACCGAGCGCUUUGAUGACUACCACCUGUCAGUCCACAGCGACAUGGCAACCGUUGCCAAGGCGAUGGCCUGUCCUGACUCGGGGCUGGAGGUUCGAGACAGGAUGUGGCUGAAAAUCACUAUAGCCAACGCCUUCAUAGGGUCGGAUGUGGUGGACUGGCUCUUCCAUCAUGUCGAGGGUUUUGCAGACAGAAGAGAAGCUCGUAAGUACGCCAGUAACCUGCUGAAGGCCGGCUUCAUCCGCCACACCGUCAACAAGAUCACCUUCUCCGAGCAGUGCUACUACGUGUUUGGGGAUUUAUCAGGCAAUAUGGCGCACUUGUCCCUGCAGGAGCACGACGGUUCGAGCGGAGCGUCUGAUCAGGACACACUCGCCCCCCUGCUCCACCCCACCGAGGCCCCGUGGCCCAGCUUCCCCUAUCAGUACCCGCCCUCGCUGCACGACGCACCGCUCCAUCACGCCGAGACGGGCGGCGGGAGUCACCACAGCGAGGGUUCGAGCUGGAGCAGGACGGAGGGGAAGACGACGGCGGCGGCGGCGGCGGCGGGGCUGCUGAUGAACGACGUAGGCGACGCCCCGGAGUUUGACUUGCGCAGGGAGCGAGCGCCGAGCGAGGGCAGCAUCCGCAGCUCACGCUCUCACUCUCACGCCUACAGCGGCGUGUCGGCUCCGCGCCACCUCGCCCACGUGCCCUCUGAACUCUCGGGCUCGCGCCGCUCCUGCCUCACCGCCAACGGAGAGCUGUUCGUCGACAUCAUGUGACCACGCCCGGAUUGUGAACUACACCAAGACCCUGAUUUCUUUCUUCAUUUUUUAUUACUUAAGUUUUUUAUUUUUUUUUUACGAAUUGCAUUUAAAAUAACUGUAGAUGACGAACUGUAACGCGUAGCCCUGAAACGUGAGAACACUAGGAUCAUUUUAUUUAACUUAAAAUUAGGCUGAAAACUGAAUGGGAUUAACGUUAGAAUACAAAGCGCGACGUUUAUAAAUAUAUUUAGCUAGAAGGCGCGUCCCGGUUAAUCCCUGAUCGCGAUGGUGAAGUGGAUGAACCUCAUCAGUCUGUGCUUCAUCUCCGACUGUCUGAACCUGCAGCGUUUGUGUUUCAGAAAUUUCAGUCCAGAUGUGGCGAUGUGCGGAAAUAUUUAAAUAAAGCUGGGAAUAAUUUUUUUUUUAAUACAAUACCAUAAAGAUGCCUUGUAGGUAGUGUGUUUUUUAAAUGAUUUUUUAAAACUCUGGUUAGUGGAAUAAAAGACUUUUAAAGCGUGAAUUUUAAAUUAGAAUUAGACUAAGAAAACAGAGAGAUGAUGUCAGAAACUCGGCGCGCUUCGACUGCGAGGGUUAAAUAAACGUCUUCUAAUUAGGCAUGUGCAGGUAAUCAGUCAAAUUAUUAAUUAUCCACUGUGGACUUGCUGGUCUCAUCUGAAACUCACGUACGAAACGUUCUGCCCCUGAAUGUCCUCCUGUUUAACGUCCCGCACUAGAAACAUCAUCAGCUAACACAACCAAUCAGUAAACACUAAAUUAUCAUGUUAUUUAAAGAUAAGGUGUUUUUAUGCUGAAAUUACAUGAAAAGAUCUAAAAAUCUUUAUACUAUUUCAAGAUAUUUCCACGUUAUAACCUGAGAAAUCUUUUCUUAUCUUUACAUAACGUGGGAUUAUUUUGUGUUUCGACAUUAUACGAAACGUUAUAACAUGAAAUGAUCUUUUUCAUGUUAUAUACUUUUCAUUUAAUUUUUUUCUAAACCACUUUCCAGUAGGACAGGUACUCCUUUUCCUCAUUAUUAUUUAUUUUUUGGGGAACUAGUUUGUCACCACCACCAGGAGCCCAAACCCCAGAGGUGCUGGAACCCGACAGUUUCAUAAGUGAUGUAGUUAACAUGAUGAAUAUCAGCACAUGCCUACUCGAGAUUUGACGUGGGUGUUGUGUGUUUGGAAAGAUUGUUAGCUCUUCCUGCAACAGUGAAAAGACUUUCACCUCCACAUAAGUCAGGAAUGUAUUUUUCACGGUUUGUCAGCGUUUAUGUGCCAGGAGAUUUUUGGAAAAGAAAAAAAAAAAUCAGAAGUUCAUGCAUUUAUUUAUAAAUAUAGUUUUAUUACACCGGUGUGUGUUUGUGUGCACGUUUUGGAGCGAUCCAGAGAUCCAUGGCUUUCUUUAGGUCUGUAGAGCGAUAGCGAGUCUCGGCAGCGCUGUCGUCGCGCGGUGGGAAGAGUAACGAGCUUGUGUUCUUCACUCAGCGGAGAUGUUCCUGGAGGUGUUUCAGCGGAGGCUGUUUAUGAUUAAGGAGACGUCAUUCCAAAUGUGGGUUCGGGGAAAUUAGCUACUACUAGAACUAGCGCCAGUAAAAACAUCUGGCAAGGAGCGAUAGAUUUGUUUAAACAACAAUAAAAAAGUGUGCAGGUUUAAUUUGCUUCUAAAUGAUUUUCUUUUUCCGAAUUUUCGUUGUCAUUGGACCCGUGUCGCAAUUUUUUAGCGAUGUUGGAUUUCUUCAUAUCAGCUGUAGAUGGAUGCAGGCUAGUGAUGCAGAUUCCAGCUCUGUUCCGUGAGCCGAGUUAACGAGUCGAUUUGUCUCAUUAAUGAAUGCGUUUCUUGUUUGUUUUUUUGUUUUUUCUAAACCAGAUAUUUUGACCAUUGAUUGUUGUUCUUUGCCAUGACUGUGGCUGAAACUGUUGAAUGAUUUUUUUUGUCCACCUUUUACUUUACAAAAUUGCAUUACGUUGGAAAAGUGAUUAAAUAAUUUUUAGCACUAA
Molecule: messenger RNA, 4346 nt
Organism: Clarias gariepinus (North African catfish)
Lineage: Eukaryota; Metazoa; Chordata; Actinopteri; Siluriformes; Clariidae
Gene: dvl3a
Product: dishevelled segment polarity protein 3a
Exons: 15
Coding region: 400-2361 (653 amino acids)
Biological process (GO): canonical Wnt signaling pathway; intracellular signal transduction
Cellular component (GO): cytosol
Molecular function (GO): frizzled binding
Source: RefSeq, a predicted model, not a curated record